CACUUCUUACUAUUUUAUCUUCUUCCUCUUCGCUCUUUCUUCUCUUCAUUGUUAAGGACGGACAACACAACUCCAAAAAGCUCACACCUUUCCUUCUCUAUUCACAGAAAAAAAAAAAUUAGCAUCUUUCUAAAAGAUUUUUUUAUGAUAAAUUAAUUUUCUUGAAAGAGUUUUCGUGGGUUGGUGUGUGUUUCAAUGGAGAAAGAAAAUUCGGAUAUGAAGAAGACUGAUGGGGCUCUUCCUGGAUUCGCUUUGGCUUCCACACCUAGGAUUUUCUGGAAUUCCAGAAAGAGAUCAGCUAGCAGAAGGAAUUUAGACAUUACAGAAGACACUGCUAAUGAAACCCCCGCCAAAGAUAAAGAAGCCUCCAAAACAGAAAAGGACCCGGAGUUGAUUCCAGAUCCCAUGCUUUCUGAGCGUCGGAAGGCUCUCUUUGAACCCCUGGAUCCAGCACAUAGCCGGCAGUCAGCAGCUGAAACCUUACUACCCCCACCAGACUUUGAUGCCACAUGCUAUCCCAAGGGCUGGCUGAUCGGAAAGAAGCGAAAGCUAGUAAAUGUGGAUGUUGUUGAGAGCAUGCGACGUGUUGCUGUCCAGGAAAUGAAUAGAAAGGACCGCGAAAUCAAUGGCCUAAAUGAACAACUGGAAGAGGAUGCACGCUGUCUCGAACAUCUACAACUCCAACUUCUGGAAGAGCGGAGCAAACGUGCUGAGAUCGAGAGAGAAAAUGCAAUGCUGCAAGAUCAGGUAAACAUGCUGAUGAACAUGUUGCAGGAAAACGAGGCAAUGGAUGAUGAAGGCACGGAGGAACCUUGAUCAUAAUAGUUUGUUUGAUUGUAUGCCUGUUUGUUCAUUCUUUUGUAGAAUUGUUUGGUAAAUGUAGAGAGCAAAAUCAUACAUGCAUAUGAUAUUCUUAGCCCAACAAAGGAAAAAGAGUCAUAUAUAAAUUAGGAUGUCAUUUAGCUUAUUUGGUGCUGCAGAUGCCUUGCUUAUGCUUGAUUUUCUGUAACCGAGAGUGUAUUUAAAUAAUGUGCUUGUAAUUUCUGAAGAAAUUUCUAUUUGUUUGUUGA
Molecule: messenger RNA, 1070 nt
Organism: Mangifera indica (mango)
Lineage: Eukaryota; Viridiplantae; Streptophyta; Magnoliopsida; Sapindales; Anacardiaceae
Product: protein HEADING DATE REPRESSOR 1-like
Exons: 3
Coding region: 196-816 (206 amino acids)
Biological process (GO): regulation of flower development
Source: RefSeq, a predicted model, not a curated record